Messenger RNA from Poecilia reticulata (guppy), 2242 nucleotides. Lineage: Eukaryota; Metazoa; Chordata; Actinopteri; Cyprinodontiformes; Poeciliidae. The record is from RefSeq and is a predicted model, not a curated record.
AUCACAGAAUAAUUUAGCAUUGUGAAUUACCUUGUGACUGGAAAACAUAUCCCAAUCUGUGCAACUUAAAGUUUUUGUAAAAUUGUCCUUCCAAUAAAUACUUCCACUGAGCAAAUAAAUAUAUUGGCAUAGACAAAAAAAAUGCAAUACAAUCUCUAUUUUGAACAUUUGUUGUGUGUUUGCAGAGUUGAAAUGGAACAUUCAACAUCAAAAGAAACUGACAACAGAGAAUCAACAGACACGUCGAUCUCAGCCGAGAAUUAAACAUGCAGCAACAGGAGAUCAGGACUGAUUUGGAAGCUUUUGAGGCAAAACUUUCAUGGGAAGACAUGGUCGAACUUAACAUCCAAGUUGACUAUGAUGCCAUUAUUUUCCCCAUGGAUAGUAAUGCAGGAACAUCUUCUGCCGGAUUUGAGAUUUCCCCUUCAGGGGGAGCCCAGCAGGUAACGUCUUCUGCCGGAUUAAAGAUUUCUCCCUCAGGGGAAGCACAACAGGUUACAUCUGCCGGAUUAGAGAUUUCCCCAUCAGGCGAAGCACAACAGGUAACAUCUGCUGGAUUAAAGAUUUCCCCCUCAGGGGAAGCACAACAGGUUACAUCUUCCGGAUUAGAGAUUUCCCCGUCAGGGGAAGCACAAAAGGUUACAUCUUCUGGAUUAGAGAUUUCCCCAUCAGGGGAAGCACAACAAGUAACAUCUUCUGCCGGAUUAAAGAUUACUCCCUCAGGGGAAGCACAACAGGUAACAUCUGAUGGAUUAGAGAUUUCCCAGUCAGGGGAAGCACAACAGGUUACAUCUUCUGCCGGAUUAGAGAUUUCCCCGUCAGGGGAAGCACAACAGGUUACAUCUUCUGCCGGAUUAGAUCAUUCUCUCUCAGUAGAAGACCAGCAGGAUUCAAAUUCCUUUGCUGACUCAUUGCUGGUCAACUCAGUGCAAAUCCACCAAGCAGGCAACCCAUUUCCAGUUUUUCUUCCUAUUCCUUCAACCAGUCUGGCACCAGGCUCAUACCAGCAUUUCCAGUGUGGUUACUCAAACAGGGAGUUGACACAGGCCUUUUCUAGAUAUGAAGCCCCCCACUGUCCACAACCCAAGCGGAGUAGAAAUCCCAACAAUAUCUCGGCAUUUAACCACUAUUCUAAGUACAUUGAACAGGCUACCAAACAUAUCACCAGUCUCACGAAGCAAGUGGAUGACCUUAAGAAGCACCUCCAACGUAAAACUUUUGAUCUUGAUGAGGAGAGAGAACAAAGAAUCAGAGUUCAAGUAGAAUGCACAUCCUACCUGAAAAAGAUCAUGGAACUGGAGGAAACUUUAGAGAAUGAACGCCACACAAAAGCCAAAUGUGAACAGAAAGAGGAGGAGCAAGAAAGAUCCGUUGCGGAGGACAUUCCCAAAGCAGCAAUUUAUGAGGACCUUCUUAAUGAGCUCAAUUUCCUAAAGAAGCAAGCUGAAAAACAUGACUUGAACAAUGCAAUACUGGAAGAAGCUUUGGUAGAAGAACGCCAACUAAGACUGAAAUGUGAGGACAAGCUCAAGAAUUACCUUGAGCUUGACACCAAAUGCAAGGAACAGGAGAAAAAAAUCCAAUCUAUGCAAAGUUACAUUGUAAAUCUGACUGUAGAGCUUAACCUUGCUUCAAAAGAUGACGAUUACAAAGUUCCCUCUCGAAAACACUUCUCUAAUCGAUCAGAGGUCUCCACGCCAUCAGAGGUCUCCACGAAAUCACAGAUCUCUUCCCCAUUAGAGGUCUCCAUGCCAUCAGAGGCCUCAACACAAUUACAGGAGUCCAUCGUAACAAGCCACCAUGCAAACACACGACUUCAUACAAUUAGUGGCUCCCAGCAACAGAAAAGCCACCACCCAAAUGGAAGCUUGAAUGGAAACAAAAGAAUUCCACCUUACAGAGGCCCCCAGGGAAACCCAGUGUUUAACGCAAACCAAGGUUUCUAUCCCAACCCCAACCACUAUUCAAACCCAGGCCAUCACCCAAACCCACGGCGGUAUCCAAACUCAGGCUCAUAUGCAAACCCAGGCCUAUACCCAAAUACUGGCUUCAAUAGAAACAGAAGACAUCCCACCAAAUAGAGCUAAAUACCUAUGAGGUGCUAAGUAACAAUAAUGAACAUUAAAAAAAGAUAUUAAGAACACAAACACACACACACAAGUUUCUUUCUAUAUUUGAUUGUCCUAUAUCUUGUCUUUUGAACUUUAUAUCACAACUGUCGUAAAUAAACUUUUCAGACUAA